CGCACGUGCACGUCGUGGGGGGGACGCGCGCGGGUUCCACAGCGCGGCGGCAGGGGCAGUGCGCCUGUGCAGCCUCGGCAUCCCGAUGGAGCACGGCGUCUGCUGCGCGGCGGCAGCCGGGACGGAGGGGGCUACGCGGGCCCCUCCGCUUCCUGGGAAGAUGGCCGAACCGGGCGCGGUGAGGACCUCACCGCCCAACCACCGGCCUUCAGCCAUGGAAGGAUUUUUAAAAUCCGAUGAGAGACAACGACUAGCUAAAGAAAGACGGGAAGAAAGAGAAAAAUGUCUUGCUGCCCGGGAGCAGCAAAUCCUGGAAAAACAGAAGAGAGCCAAGCUCCAGUAUGAAAAGCAAAUUGAGGAGCGAUGGAAGAAGCUGGAAGAGCAGCGGCAGCGAGAGGAGCAGAAGAGGGCAGCUGUGGAGGAGAAGAGGAAGCAGAAGCUCCGGGAGGAGGAAGAGCGGCUGGAGGCGAUGAUGCGCAGGUCUCUGGAGCGCUCGCAGCAGCUGGAGCUGAAGAAGAAGUGCUCGUCGGGAGGAGCAUCACUGGCUGCCGGGCCCGGAGGACGUGAUGGUGAAUCAGGAAAUACCCCACCCCCUCCUCUAGGUUUAGCAGCCAGCACCCUCCCUCUGGACCCAGGGACCACUGCCGCCGCUGCUGAGUCAACCAACGCAUGUGACAAACUUUCAACAUCAACCAUGAAUUUGCCAAAGCAGACGGAGCCUCCCAUGAGUAAGCGCCUGUCUUCAUCCACUGCGGCAAUAUCCUAUUCCCCAGACCGAGCUCAUGGCAUGCACCUUAGUCCCAUGGAAACAUUUCUUGUUAUGCGACUGUUGACACCCACACAGGCUUCUUUAGCCAGAAGCAGAAGUACACUCAUGCUCUCUGAGCAGGCCAGUGACUCAGCUCCUGCUGGCUCCCUUAAAUCUUCCUACAAGUCUUCUCCCACUCGAAAUGUCGAGAGGAAGAAGAUCGCAUCUACAUCUGGUGGAGGAGAUGCUGGGAAAGGCGCCCCUGCCGGAGUGGAGGCCUCUCCAACAGAGAAGAUGAAGAGGGGGCCGAGAGCAACUGCUUCUGUACCCAGCGUGGGCCUCAUGUCUCCUCUGAGAAGCAUUUCUAAGAGGUCGUCUUCUCCUGUGACAUCUAAGGCAACUUCAAAAGCAUAUCCGCAGUCUCCAAAGAACACAAAGCCGCCAUACCCAGGGUCUCCGAUGAAGUACCGCCUCCCCAGCUUUUCUGGCCAGGAGACACCCAAGAAGAAAGCAGACAAAGAGAAGAGCAACAAGGAGAAGGAAGGUAUCCUGACUCAGGAGGCAGCCAGCUCACCCAAGGAGGAGGCCCCAGAGAAGCACGUGGCAGACAGGCAGGCCACUGAGAAGCAGGAGAAGCACGAGGCCAUGGCAGGGAAGGCCAAGGGCAGCAGAGCCUCAGGGAAGUCCACAGCGGGCACCACUGAUGCAGGAGAGGCCACAAAGAUCCUGUCUGAAAAGAGACGACAGGCCCGGCUGCAGAAGGAACAGGAGGAGCAGGAACGUCUGGAGAAGGAAAAACAAGACAAACUGGAGAGAGAGGAAUUGAAAAGAAAGGCAGAGGAAGAAAGACUUCGCCUAGAGGAAGCCCAUAAACAGGAAGAGGAAAAGAAGCAGCAAGAGGAGGAAGAGAAAAGGAAGGUGGCAGAGGAGGCAAAGCGGAAGGCCAAGGAGGCGCUGCUGUUGAAAGAAGAGCAAGAAAAGGAAAAACAAGAAAAAGAAAAGCAGGAAAAAGCCAUGAUUGUAAAGCAGAAGGAAGCAGCAGAAGCAAAGGCCCAGGAGGCAGCUAAACAAAUGCGUCUGAAAAGAGAACAGAUCAUGCUACAGAUGGAGCAGGAGCGGCUGGAGAGGAAGAAGAGAAUAGAUGAAAUUAUGAAGAGAACAAGAAAGAGUGAUGCGUCUUUGGAAGUGAAGAAAGACGACCCAAAAGUGGAGCUUCAGUCUGCUCUGUGUGUGGAAAAUAAGGCAGAACCCGUGGUCCCUAACAAAAUAGAAAUCAGUGUAUUGAAUACCUGCCAGGAAGUAAAUGUUGUGGAACAUGCUGCCCCAGAAACUUUCCCUCAAGAUGUUUUCACUGAUGAACUUAAACCAGUUGAGGGACUUGUUCAUCUGGAUGCCCUUGAUGGGAAAUCAAACAGUCUGGAUGAUUCAACUGAAGAAGUUCAGUCUAUGGAUAUGAGGUGGUGUUUGGAGAACCCGUGAAGCUGCUGGUAGUCAAAUCUGAGCUGCCGGCCCUCUGAAGAAACCUCAGUCGUCUUUAACUGCUGGAUUCUAAACUAUUAAAUUGAAAUGUAACUGCAUUCCUAAUUAGUAUGUCAAACGCUGGCCACUCUCGGUAGAAGCUUGAGACAGUGGCCUUUUCGGGCUUUAGCAGAGUUCCAUGUUACGGUUCUAUUUAUGAUCUUUAGCUGCUGAUAAAGCGCUUCCUGUACUCCUCUAUUAUCAUAGUGAUCUUCUGAAUAACCCGUGUGAUUUUGACUUGAAAAAUCACCUUAUAACCAUUCUUAUCGCCAAACUUGAAGCAUAUAAACAUUUAGAUGUCUUUUCUGGUAAAUAUUCUAGACAUUUACCCAGACUCUAUUUAAACAUAUAUUGAACUUGGGCUGCAUAUCUCCCUGGCUCUGUAGAAGGAGAACAAAUUCUGGAGGGUUUCCCUCAUCUCUGAGGUUUCUUUGCUGGAAGUUUCUAUCAAGAAGCCACAUUUAAUAUUAUUAAGCUUAGCCUCCUGCAAAAUGUGUUGCUUCUCAUUGCUCCUUGGGCGGCCAGCAGAGUGAGUCUGGCUGAGUUAAGGAAGCCAUUGAACAGCAUGGAAGACUGUCUGCUCUCUUAGGCAUAUUCCUCCAGACUUGGGCACCUGAAUCUUGCAAGGACCUUUUCAUGUUGCACCUUUAAAUCCUUCAAGCUAUAGUCACUCCAGACCUUCAGGUGGCUUCUGGAUUGAAUGAUUUGUGCAUCUCCUGCACAGGUGGUUGCUUUUCAUGUUGCUGUUUUCUUCUUGGCUCUUGGGCCUUUUGUUUAUUUGUUCAUCUCUAAUAAAACCAGGCACAAAUGAAAAGCAUAGUGCUCUGAGACAAGGGGCCCUGCACUGCCUCCAAAAUGGCACUAUAACAGACUUGAACAUAAAAACAUCUGGACAGGGGAAAAUGACGGUAGAAUGUAUGUAUACUCCACACGUUUUUUGCCAUAUAAUAGUAUGUUUUCUAUUGGAGAAGGAAAUGGCAACCCACUCUAGUAUUCUUGCCUGGAGAAUCCCAGGGACAGAGGAGCCUGGUGGGCUGCCAUCUAUGGGGUCGCACAGAGUCAGACACGACUGAAGCGACUUAGCAGCAACAGCAGCAGCAGUACGUUUUCUUCAUUUCUUGUGGUGAAAUGUGACUUUCAGAUUAAAGUAACCUUUUCUUCUUUGAAAACUUUUUUUUAUCUUGUACAAUAAAGAGUUUGGAAAGACCCAUAAUUCUGACUGAAGUUUGCAACCAGAAUGUACAAAGAAGUCUCAGUAGUAAUCUUGUUCAUGUGCUCUUAAAACCAGCUACAGUGUAAGACUAUUAGUUACGGAAAUGGUGUAUGUUUGUGUAUGGUGUAUAUACUAAAUAAAAUACAUGCCUCCAAUAAUACAGUGCCAUGGAUCUUGAUGACUAUCUGGGGAAAAUCCCUUUUAUGACAAGCACACAGAAAAUGGUAGCAUGGUCUGACUUUCAAAAAAUGUCUCACCAUCUUUUUUACAGCCCUGUUUUGCUAAAUGUCUGUUUUCUUGCAGUCUGUUAUACCUCACAGCACCAUUGUGAUUGUGGUGAUGCCUCAUUUGCAUGACGUGUACAUUGUGUUUACUGUGAAAUACAUUUUCAUUAAAGAGUCUUGAUGC
Molecule: messenger RNA, 3887 nt
Organism: Cervus elaphus (red deer)
Lineage: Eukaryota; Metazoa; Chordata; Mammalia; Artiodactyla; Cervidae
Gene: MAP7D2
Product: MAP7 domain containing 2
Exons: 17
Coding region: 86-2227 (713 amino acids)
Biological process (GO): microtubule cytoskeleton organization
Cellular component (GO): microtubule cytoskeleton
Source: RefSeq, a predicted model, not a curated record